AAGCGAAUUAGUUCCUCCAUGCAGACAAAAAUGAUGCUUUUAUCUUGACUGGCCAUGAAGCAAUGGUAGAUCUACCACUGAAAUCACAUGGGUGAGGGCACAGCCUAAAGAAAAAUUAGUGAUCAGUCCUAACUUGCAGCCCAGGGCCAAGCUUUUUCAUAUGUUCUCUUUCCUAUGAGCAAGCAACAAAGUCAGAAAAUUCAGUAAAAUGUUUGUCACCUCCAUAAAAUCAGGGAGCCUUUCCAGUAUUUUGCAAUAUGGUCAGGCUUCUUGAAGAGAUGGUAAAAAUAAAGUUUUAGCACAGGAAGUGUUGACAGGCUAAGAGUUAGACAUUAGGCUGUAAAUAGUGAAAUACUACUAACAAGACAAUGGUAAGAACUGCAAUAACAGGACAACAGCAAUAGGGGAUUACAAGAUCUUCAGCCCUUUCAUAGCUCUCCAUGCAGCUCUCCCCCAAAUUCCUAUGGAAGAUCAAUGGCAGUUGUGAAUAGUCUAAUUAAAAAAAAAAAAAAAAAAAAAAAAACCUCUGGGAGCUACAAACAGAUGGUCAGUGAUUGCCUGAAAAAAACCCCCAUGUUUUAAUUUGAGUUCAUAAUCCCUUCUUGGAAAACACCUAAGCAUCUGUUAUUUUGUUAAUUUGUGAAAGCCUCAGGAGAAGGCACUGAAGUUAAAAAGUCACUAGUGUGUCUUCAGGAUGGUAGGCUGCAAAAAUCUGCAAUGAAACAUUUAAAAAUUAACUUGGUAACUCAAAGUUCAUGGUGAAGCUGCACAAUUUAUUUUCACGAACUAGAUUUGGUCCAACAUUUUUCUAAACUACUUAGACGCGGUAAUUUGGAUUUCAGGGUAGGGAAUGCACCAGACUGUUGAUGGUCUGAAACUAAGUAAUUAAUGUGAAGUAACUGUGUGUUCUGAGCCUGGUGGCAGUAAUAUGAAACCUUACAGACCAUGAGGGACAGAACUUGUUCAGACUUGAUUAUGUGAAUACCUCUGUGUAUGUGUGUCUAAUAGAUUACUUAAAAGAGCUGCUUUCUUGUCUCGGUUUGUUUGCCUCCCUAUCUAAAUUUGUGGUUUAUGAGAUUUCUUGUAGAUAUCAUGAACAGGAUUAUUCUUUAAAAUGUCUGGAAGUAAUUAUAUGUCUUUCUUUGACACUUUGUGUCUUUCUUCUUUGUGCAGAUCAUGGGAGGAGGAGAGCUACCUGGGCUUUUGGUAAAUGAAAUUGGUGGCAUACAUGGGAUACUGCAUGGCCAUGUGGCCCUCCUGAAGAAACAUUUCUACCUCAUCACCAUGAAGGAGUUUCUUGAAAACAGAAAACAUCUGAGUAAAAAGGUCCAGGCUAUCUAUUUGUGGUGGCACAAACCAAUAAUCGACCAAGAGCUCCUCCAGAGCCUGCCAAACUUGAAAGUGAUUGCGAAUUCAGGAGUAGGGAUGGAUCACCUGGACCUGAAACUUGUAGCUAGCUUUGGUGUGAAGAUGGCUAAUGCUCCAUAUGCUGUUUCCAGCAGCACAGCAGAUACUGGGAUGGCUUUGCUGCUGGCAUCUGCUAGAAGACUAGUGGAAGGCUAUCAUGUUGCAAUUUCUCCAGGUAUGGAGUACUGUGAAGCUGAUUUACUGGGAGUAGAAGUUACGGGAGCUACUCUGGGGAUCAUUGGCAUGGGCAGCAUUGGGUAUAAGAUCGCUCUGAGAGCCAAAGCAUUUGAAAUGAACAUUUUGUACCACAACAGGACACGGAGGAAAGAGCAAGAGGAGCAAGCUGUUGGUGCUACUUACUGUGAAAAGAUAGACACCUUGCUCCAGCAGGCAGAUUUUGUGAUGGUGGUGGUGAGCCUGACACCUCAGACACACAAGCUGAUUGGGAAAAGAGAGAUGGAGCUGAUGAAACCCACAGCUACUCUCAUUAACAUCAGCCGAGGUGCAGUAGUUGACCAAGAGGCGCUGGUGACAGCUCUGCAGACUGGUGUUAUCAGGGCCGCAGCUUUGGAUGUCACCUACCCGGAACCACUGCCCAGAGAUCAUACAUUGUUAAAAUUAAAGAAUGUCAUUAUAACACCUCACCUCGGCAUUAAAACAGACAAGGCCACCUACAUGAUAACGGAGGAAGCAGUUGAAAAUAUACUAGCAGCUCUUAAUGGUCUCCCCAUACCCAGUGAAGUGCUCCCUAGCUGAUAUACAAAAGAAGGUUGUCACUGGUGCUUGCCAAACGACACUUCCUUCCACCAGUUUAACAUAGGAUGAUGUUAACAACUUUUGCAGCUCAGGGGAAC
Molecule: messenger RNA, 2261 nt
Organism: Athene cunicularia (burrowing owl)
Lineage: Eukaryota; Metazoa; Chordata; Aves; Strigiformes; Strigidae
Product: probable 2-ketogluconate reductase
Exons: 6
Coding region: 1177-2163 (328 amino acids)
Cellular component (GO): cytosol
Molecular function (GO): glyoxylate reductase (NADPH) activity; hydroxypyruvate reductase [NAD(P)H] activity; NAD binding
Source: RefSeq, a predicted model, not a curated record